Molecule: messenger RNA, 1187 nt
Organism: Fulmarus glacialis (Northern fulmar)
Lineage: Eukaryota; Metazoa; Chordata; Aves; Procellariiformes; Procellariidae
Product: cysteine and histidine-rich domain-containing protein 1-like
Exons: 11
Coding region: 87-1187 (366 amino acids)
Source: RefSeq, a predicted model, not a curated record
GGGAAGCGGGGGGGGAUCACGGGCAGGGAUGAGAUUGAUGAGAUUUUUGUGGAAACAGUGAAGGACGCCACAAAUACGCCUGAGCUAUGGCUUCGCUGUGCUACAACAAGGGCUGCGGGCAGAGGUUCGAUCCUGAGCACAACACCAAGGAUUCCUGCCUGUAUCACCCGGGCAUCCCCAUCUUCCACGAUGCCCUGAAGGGCUGGUCUUGUUGCAAGAAACGUACAACAGACUUCUCCGAGUUCCUCUCCAUAAAGGGAUGCACAAAGGGGUUUCACAGCAAGGAGAAGCCCCCUGAGCUUUUCAGCCAAGAGGAGCCUUCGGAUGAGCCGAAGGCCAAGCCAGUGGAGGAGCUCACCAUCCAAGGACCAAUAUCAGCUGAGAAGAUGCAGCGGGAAAGACCAAGCUCUGAUGAGCCAAGACAACUGCUGCCAAUUAAAGUAUCCAGGUCUCUGGAGCAGGCACUGGAGAAACUGAACCUGUCCUCCAAGGAUGAGGCACCUGAGGGCAGUUGUACAGGGGAGGCGGCUGCCCAGGUGAGAGCUGGCACCACCUGCAAGAACACAGCCUGCAAGGCAAUCUAUCAGGGCCUGGAGAGCAACACAGAGGUUUGUACUUUCCAUCCUGGCGUUCCUGUCUUUCAUGAAGGGAUGAAGUACUGGAGCUGCUGUGGAAUCAAAACUACGGAUUUCAGUACCUUCCUGGAGCAGCCAGGCUGCAGCAGCGGGCGGCACUGCUGGACAGGGAAGGGGGACAAGAAGGCUGUGACGUGCCGGCAGGACUGGCAUCAAACCAGCAGCCAGGUGGUGGUCACGGUAUAUGCCAAGAACCCCCUGCCCAUCCUCAGCAGCGUGAAAGCCAACCGUACUGUGCUUGAGGUUCACGUCAUCUUUGAAGGGAAUAAGACUUUCCAGGCAGAACUGGAUCUCUGGGGGGUCAUUGAAAUAGAGAAGAGCUUUGUGAGCAUGGUCCCUACCAAGGUGGAGAUCUCGCUUUGUAAAGCCAGCCCUGGCUCCUGGGCCAGGCUGGAGCUCGCCCAAAGCAGGCUGCACUCCCAUGGCGAGCAGGAGAAGGAGGCUGCCAAUACAGAGGAGCCGGGGGCAGUGCAGGGCGAGGACUCGGAUGACAGCUUGAGCUGGUCGGAGGAGGAAGACGAGGAGCUGGAGAUGGGAACACCGAGCAACUGA